This is a messenger RNA of Aspergillus mulundensis, 645 nucleotides long. RefSeq names its product EMI1 family protein. The transcript has a single exon. The record is from RefSeq and is a predicted model, not a curated record. Bases 1 to 645 code for a protein of 214 amino acids. NCBI's taxonomy places the organism in Eukaryota, Fungi, Ascomycota, Eurotiomycetes, Eurotiales, Aspergillaceae.
AUGGGCUGGCUUUGGAACUCAUCAACUCCUACGAAGAGCUCUUCCGAGUCUCAAGCAACUCAAUCUCCAGCACUAGAAGGCCUUCCGAACCCGACACCACCGCAGUUACAAUCACAAACACAAACCCAAAAGCUCACCCGGGAAGAGCAAGCAGAUGCCGAAGUCGCGCAGCUAUGGGCAAGCCUGAAAAAUGACAUCAACCAGCCCGAGCAGACACAAGAAGCCUCGUCAAAAUCAGACUUACAAUCUUCGCCAUCCUCAAUAGCUCCCGAAUCUCUCUAUCCCGAUACCUGGUCCUGCAGCGACGCCUUCGACUACGCCUUCUUCUGCCAGUCGCUAGGCGGACAAUUCGUAAAUGUCUACCGAUACGGAGAGCUACGGUCGUGCAGCGAGCACUGGGAUAACUUCUGGCUGUGCAUGAAGACGCGGAGGUUCCCGGAAAUGGAGAAGAAGAAGGUCAUUCGGGACCUUAAUCGGAAGAAGGCAAUCAAGUAUAAAACGGGACCAAGUAGUGAGGAUGUUUGGGCUGUGAGGAUGGAGCCCGUCAAGGGGUGCUUUCAGGGUGAUUUUGCCGCGCUGGAGAGGCAGAUGAAGGCCGACGAGGAAGCCGAGGCACGGGCUAGACAUCCGUCUGAGACUAUCUAA